This is a messenger RNA of Astrephomene gubernaculifera, 2662 nucleotides long. Lineage: Eukaryota; Viridiplantae; Chlorophyta; Chlorophyceae; Chlamydomonadales; Astrephomenaceae. The record is from the annotation of a GenBank genome assembly.
GAUAACGCGUAGUGCGUUUCAACAGGGCAAUUGACCUUGUCUUUAUAAAUGACAGCCGUUGUAGUAUAUAUAAUCCUAACCACAAGGCCUGGUUGACUAAUCUACUCGCGCAUAGCCUUUGACUAACGGCUUGUAGUAAGAAAAUUACUGUAUGAUAGCAAAAUAUCAGAAUGGCGCAACUUGCUAGAGAAGUUAUCCUUGGGCGAACAAGCUCCUGCCUUGAUGUUGCCGACUUUACUAGCAUUGCCCCCACUCGCCAAGGCAGUGUAGCACGUGCAGGCUUACCUGAGGAUACUGAUGUUGAGGCCGCAGCACCGCUUCUUACCAGAGCGUCAGAUGAGGCGGUGGCGCGUGCGCCCUCACCGACCCAAGAAGAAGUCGACAGCUUCUCAAGACGUGUACGAUUUGGGAUUAAUGCAAGCUGGGCCGUUAACAUUUUGCUGCUGGUGGCGAAGGUCGCAGCGUUCGUUCUGUCGGGGUCCUACGCUGUUCUCGCCUCAGCAGUAGACAGCCUGGUAGACCUCUUGAGUCAAGCAGUACUUGCGAUUGCGGAAUACCAGGUUUCAAGGUUUGACCAGCGCUUUCCCAUUGGACGUACCCGCAUGACAGAGCUGUCUGUGCUUGCCUGCGCGGGCAUCAUGUUCGUAUCCACUACGUUAGUCAUCCGCGAAUCAAUCGGAGGCCUGUGGGAUGGAUUUCACGGUGAGAUUCCCCCGCUUGAGAUUGGCACGGUGCUGUUCAGCACGCUGGGGGUUGCCACCGUCUGCAAGUUGGCGCUGUACCUGUAUUGCGUCGUGCUGCGCAAGAACCCCAUCAUGGUCGCCCUGUCAGAGGACCACUUAAACGACGUCAUGUCAAACGUAGCCGCCAUUGGAGGCGCCGCUGUGGCCGGCAACUUCCCGCGCUACUGGUAUGUGGACCCCAUUGUGGCCCUCAUCUUCUCUCUGCUCAUCAUCCGCAACUGGAUAGCCAUCUGUUGGGAGCAGGCACAAAAGAUGGUUGGUCUAGCUGCUCCGGAGGAGUUCAUCGAGACGGUCACGUUCAUGACCCAGAACCAUCACCCCGCCGUAGUGAUGUUGGACCGCGUGACCGCCUACCACCACGGCUCCAACAUGGCAGUGGAGGUGGAGGUCAUCAUGCCGGCAGCCAUGACCGUGCGGGAGUCGCACGACAUCGCGCUGGCGUUGCAACACAAGAUUGAGGCGCUGGAGGGUGUGGAGCGAGCGUUCGUACACGUGGACUAUGAGCGGCGAUCCGUGGAGGAGCACAAGGUGGAGCGCAACCUCAAGCUGGGCGAGAAGGACAUCAUGAAACCGCUCGCCGGCUACGACGCGCCCUCACCCGUCUCCCGAGCGGCCUCCCAGUCCAACGGAGCCCUCCCCGCCGGGCCGCAGCUCAGCGGUCGGAGCACCAACGGCCAGCCAUCGGGGGCCCUUGUUGCUGCUGCUGUUGCGGCCCCAGCAGGCGCUGAACCCGCAAGCGGCUGCACAGCGGCAAGUGGAGGGCCGGCGUCGGGGGCGGGUGUGGUACCGCCUGGGAUGGGUGGCAGGCCGGGGACGUCUGCUGCCGCGGCGGGUCAUGUGCAGGGCGGGCAGCAGGGUGCGAGUGGCAGUGCCAAGGGCUGCUGCUGCAGUGGAAGCGGUGGAGUGGUCGCACAGCGCAGCGGCAACGGUGAUGGCAAGUGACAUGAGGCACAUGCGUACCAUGGGUAUACCUGACCCGAGGGCGGGCACAGCGGAGGUGCUUGAGGAGCCCUAGGGCGUGUCUUGUGUAGCAUUGGGCAGGGGGCCGGGGUUAGGGGGCCGCGUAUUGGCGGAGGGAGGGAGCGUGGUGGCAGUGGAGGCCUCAAGCGGAGCUUGUAGGCCGGCGGCAAAACCAGACGAAUGUAUUGUGGAAAGGCGGCACGACACAGGAUGGGUGCCGUAUUGGUUCACCACAGUGUUCCUGUCAUUCUGUCAUGAAUGAUUUCUGAAACCUGAGCGUAAGCAUUAAUAGCGCCCGUACGACAACGCAGGGGGUGGACCAGAGCACACCUCAGCCUCCUGUGUCUUGAAUUUCGCCCUUAUAUUCUUUGUAUGUGGCAUAUGGCUGUCGUUGCGUACUAGUACCGUAUACGGGACGACCUGGCCCUAUUAUUGGCCGUAGAUGGCAAUAAUAAGUGUGUUCUCUGUAUUGCACGAGUCUGCUGCUGCGCUGGAAGUGCCCAACAGAUGAGGUGCAAGUUGAACCACGACUCAGUGUGUUGUCUUUGUUAGGACUGCUUUCAAGAUGAUAAGAUGUCCACGUGAGGCAGCAGCAGUGCGCUGAGAAAGCGAAGAUUGCCCUUCUGACCUGUACGCGCAUGCUGCACUCCUGUGGCUUCUGUUGCCAUGUUUCAGUUGCAAGGGACAUGGCCCCUGGCAGGGCUCCUCAGCCUUGUUGUGUGUUGAGUGGGUGGUGAGAUGAAACCCCUGUAUGUGCUACGGUAAUGCAGACCUGUUGGCUAUUUCAUACCGACCGUACAUUAUUUUGUAGUUACUCUCGACGUAUGUACUGUGGGACAAGCGGACAACUCACUCGUCGGAAUUGUGUGGGAUGACUUUGGAAGUGUUGCCGGUCGGGUGUUUCUAUUGUUGCGCAGCGCAAUAAAUGGCUGUGGUAGUCUUGUAGUGCUUUCCCGGAC